Molecule: messenger RNA, 495 nt
Organism: Suillus fuscotomentosus
Lineage: Eukaryota; Fungi; Basidiomycota; Agaricomycetes; Boletales; Suillaceae
Exons: 5
Coding region: 1-495 (164 amino acids)
Source: RefSeq, a predicted model, not a curated record
AUGUUCCAGUCGAGUUCGAUGACCCGACUUGUCUCCCGGGAGAGGUUCCGGUUCAGGAGGAUGAUAUCUGGGGUCGUCCUCAUAUUCCUGGAGUUCUUCUUGCGACGAGUAGCAGAGCUUGGAUAUGCGUCUCCGGAAUCAAACUUCGGUGUUAAAGGAGAUAGCUCGCUGAAACGUGAAUGGUUGAGGGUCACAUGGAGUAAUUUCCAUCGUGCUCCUUCAAGUUGUGACGAGACCUCCUCGCUCCUUGAGGGCAAGACUGCCGAUUGUGUUCGAGAGGUCUUGGAACGGGCGGCUCAGCGCUUAUUUUCUGACGACGCGGGGCUUUGUCCACAAUAUCGGACGCGUUUUUACGUGGGUGUGCUACCCCCACUUGCACGUAUUGUGCGCAACAUGAGUGAGACAGAAGUAGGUGUCUUACCCCCGCAGCUGGAUAGUGCGACAAUAGAACCUAGGCCAUUGUCACGGAUUAGCGCAGGCAUGGCACGUGGAUAG